This is a messenger RNA of Tribolium castaneum (red flour beetle), 1215 nucleotides long. RefSeq lists its product as uncharacterized. The record is from RefSeq and is a predicted model, not a curated record. Lineage: Eukaryota; Metazoa; Arthropoda; Insecta; Coleoptera; Tenebrionidae. The transcript is spliced from 4 exons. Gene Ontology annotation, cellular component: early endosome; membrane. The coding region runs from base 108 to 1094 and encodes 328 amino acids.
CAAACCAAAACGUCAGUAGUGUCAUUCAAUUGUCAAAAUAAACUAACCUAAGAUAUGUGAUUAGAAAAUAAAUAAUUGGGCCGAUUUAUGUAAUAAUUCGCCUAGAAAUGGACAAACCAGGCGAUUUGGAAGCAAAGUACCAAAAGCUCGCCACAGAAUACUCCAAAGUGAGGUCGCAAGCCACGGUCUUGAAAAAAGCCGUUUUGGAGGAACAGGCGAAAAACAAUGAAUUAAAAGACACAAUUAAGAAACACGAGCAGAAGAUACGGAAACAUGAUCAAGAAAUGGAAAGCCUAACUUUCCGAAACGAGCAGUUGACUAAGCGGAUAUCAGUGUUGCAACAAGAAUUGCAAGUGAACAGUCACGUUAAAAAAGGGAAAAAUAAAAGCACCGAGAACAUCAUUCAAUCAGACACUAGUGUCCUGGACGAGGAGUUGCAGAAAAAAAUUCUAGAAAAUGCCCAACUUGUUAGCAGUAUGGCUGAUAAGGAGUACGAGCUGAGCGAUUGCAAGGAGAGAAUCGCAUGGUUGGAGAAAAGAUUAGAUAACUGUGAGAAAGAAUAUCACCAGAAGGAAACGAAAUAUUUAGAGGACAUUGCCAAGCUUAAAAGGGCGAAAUAUGAAGUCGAAAAGAAGGUCGAGGAGCAGCACAUGGAUGUGCUAAAUUCUGAUGUUGCGUCUAAUAAAUCCAGUGAAGACCAGAAUGAGGUCACUUUUUGGAAAGAGGAAGCUGAGAGGUGGCGCUCUGAAUGCGAAGUCCUGCGUUCCAAACCACAAUCAAACGAACGGUUGACUGAAUAUUACGAAUCUCAAUUGGGCGAAUUGUUGCAAGCCAAGCAAAUGGCCUUCUCAGAAACCAAAACUUUGUGGGGUGAAAAUCAAGCCUUAUAUUCAAGAUUAGAACAUCUGACUGUGGUAAACAAGGAAAUAGAAGGCAAUCUAGAGAAGAGCAAUGAAGAGUUGCUUACCACUAUAGAAAAUUACAAGAGUCAGCUUGAUGCAAUGACUGAACAUAUAGCCGCCCAAAAUGAUAAGAUCACGAAACAGUGCGACGAAAUCCAAGCACUCAAACAUAAAAUUGCGAGCAAAAAGUAAACAUUCCUUUAAUUUAAUAAUUUAUUUACAUUAUUUACUCUGUAUAAAUUAUGCGGUUUGUUUAAUCGACCUGUAUUUAUUUACAUAUUUGCAAAAAAGUCUAAUACAGUUAUUGCACUAA